GAUGAUGAUGAUGGCGGUUCUGCCGGUUUCCUUGAGAGCGGAGAGAGUGGGAGGCUCUGUGGAGGUUGGGGCGUCCCUGAGGGGUUGUUCUGCUGCCAGGAGGUCCCUUUUGCAAGGUCCUGGGUGUUGAGUGUGACCAGAAGAUAGGCCUGUGCCUGCUCCCUUAGGCUGAAGGGAAGGUUCCCUCAGGGGUUCCAGGGCUUGGUAGAGCUGUUGGUUGUCUUUCUCCCACACAACCUCUGCUUAAGCCCUGAGCCACUUCAUAAGCUGUGCUGCUGGAGCCCUUGCUGCUCGACCUUCCUUCCUUGUGUUGCUUCUGUUCUCAGGAAAGUCUCUCUCUGCCUGGAGACUUUUAAAAAAAAAGUCUCCAGGCAGGGAGAAAGCUCAGCACAGAUGGGCCUUUGGAAGCAUGGCUCUGAGUGCUGCCUGCUCUCCUUACGUUAAUUUUCCUCAGGUUUUUUAAUGUUCUAUCACAAGAGGCUGUCCAGCUGGAAGGUGCUUGGAACCAGAUUUUAGGGUGUUGUGUUUCAGUGGUGCUAAUAGUUAAUUAUACAAAGCUAAAGGAAUUGUGAUGUGAUGAGAUGAUGCUUAAAUUGUUUAUGUGUAUGUUUGUGGUUUCAUGCCAGUAGUUAAUGCUUUGUAACCUGGGUAGCUCACAAAAUAAAAUGCCUGAUAACAGCAGAAUGCCAAGAUGUAGUUGUAGUAACCCCUUGGAGGCAAGAUUUAGGGCAAUACAAUUGCAUAAGUAAGGCUGACCCUCAGGGAGUGAUCUCUAUAUAUUGUAAAGUUUUAAGUAGGCCAGGUGAUGUCUUUAAAAAACUCUGUGAAGGGUAAAGUAAAAUAGUGAGUAGAGAUGGGUUGACUUCACAUUUCCUUUGCUGUUUUUGCCCUUCUUUCUGUGCUCACUCUGCUGAAUGUGUUUAUUUUGGAGCACCAUGACACAGCGCAUAACACUGUGACAAAUGAAGUGCUGAUGUGAAAAUAAUAAUUGCAUAUAAAAUAUGGUUGUACUUAUGUUGCCAAAGAGAAGAUUCAGAACCACAUUGAUGUUGUUUUUCAGGCAUUUGCUGUUUUGGCUCACAAUAGCUCCGCACUUUGCCAGGGAAAUGCAAAUCAAUCCUGCCAAGUUCAAGCUUCUGUUGGAAAAGGAACUGCCUUGUCAUUGUUGUCCUGUUUAUGGGAGUCUGAGCUGGUCUAAGGCUAGCAAAGGAUACCUGAAGAGUUUCUGGAGAAACCUGGAAUCUUGAAAUUCAGUACUGGUCCGAAAAUGCUAAGAGGAAUGGAAGGCUGCUCGGGAAACUAAAUAAAUAAAGGGUGACCGUGAAGUUCAAGAACAGGUUUGAAGUUCUCAUCUAAAAGAUUGGAGCAAAGCACAGCAAUAAAUGUGCAGUUCUUGGAAAUUGUUAAUGACUGACAAAGGUUCUGCUCGGAGACUGAUACUCGGCAUUGCCUUCAUAUCUGCAGAAAGGGGUCAGCUUGACCGGGAAGAAUGAAGAGUGGAUUAGGGAGAUUGCACAGAAAAAUCUAGCAAAACUUCAGGCUUUAGUAAAGCUCCUCUGUGGCGUGAUUGCAACCAUUCAAACUAGGAUGAAUAUGUAUCUCCACGUAAUUGAAAGCUGGUUUAGCUACAGAUUAAUAAACAGCUGAAGUUGUUACAUGCCCUUCCUGCAGAUUUGGGGAUUGCUGGUAAAACUGCAGUGGAGAGUUAAUGCUCAGGCAUUAGAGUGGCUGUACCAGACCAGUUUUUAACUGCGGGACUGACUUCAUAAUCUGUUUCUAAGAACUAGGGAAGUCUUCUCACACCACAGCUUCAACCUCCAAGACCUCUCUCUCAUGCCUAGGCCUUCCCUGCUGCAGCUGCAUCACCUGGAGGUUACACUGAUGGGGAGAUGCUGUAGGGGAGAGGAGCAGACCCUGAAGCAGCAGAAAGAAACCAGAUUUUUCUGAGGAAAUACAGCAGCACGAUCUCCCGUACAAGAGCAGAUCACUCACCAGUAAACCGAGCCAAGAUGCUGCCAGAUGUUGCUAAUCCAGCAUCAUGCAUUUUUACCUGCUUCGGGAGAUAUUUGGAGAACAGGAGGGCGCAUCAUCAUUACCAAGCCAGGGCCCUCCUGCUCCUGCAGGACCCCGUGUGCUCACCCACCGGGACGUGGACUUUGAAGAUGGGAUGAAGUGACACAGUGACAGAACCUGCAGGCAGAGGAACUUGUGAAAGUGACACAGCUGUGCUGUAGAAAAGCCAGCCUACAGACUUUGCUGCCAGAGGAACUUUGCUGCCAGCUCUGAGAGACCCUAGAGCGGGAUUGCCGGAGAACAUGGAGCGAGAACCGAUGCGCAUAAGGGAGGGCUACUUAGUUAAGAAGGGCAGCAUGUUUAAUACCUGGAAGCCGAUGUGGGUCGUGCUCUUAGAUGAUGGAAUUGAAUUCUACAAGCGGAAGGCUGACAACAGCCCCAAAGGGAUGAUCCCACUGAAAGGAAGCUCUAUUAACAGCCCAUGUCAAGAUUUUGGCAAAAGAAUGUUUGUCUUCAAGCUCACUGCAGCCAAGCAGCAGGACCACUUUUUUCAAGCUUCCUACCUGGAGGAGAGAGAUGCCUGGGUCCGGGAUAUAAAGAAGGCAAUUAGUUGCAUAGACGGAGGCCAAAGGUUUGCUAGAAAAUCCACAAGAAAGUCUAUCAGACUGCCUGAAACAAUCAACCUGAGUGCUUUGUACCUCUCAAUGAAAGAUCCUGAAAAGGGAAUAAAGGAGUUGAAGCUGGAAAAAGAUAAAAAAGUGUUCAACCACUGCUUUACAGGCGCCUCUGUGAUUGACUGGCUGGUGUCUAGCAACUCCAUCCGAAAUCGAAAAGAAGGUCUGAUGCUUGCCUCUUCCCUCCUGAGCGAAGGCUACCUACAGCCUGCAGGAGAUACAUCCAAGGCUGCUGCUGAAGGGCUGUCAGACACCCCCUUCUUAGAUCUCAGUGAUGCCUACUAUUACUUUCCAGACAGUGGGUUUUUCUGCGAGGGAAAUUCUAGUGAUGAUGAUGUGGUCCUGAAAGAAGAGUUCAGAGGCAUAGUAGUCAAACAAGGAUGUUUGCUGAAACAGGGACAUCGGAGGAAGAACUGGAAAGUGAGAAAGUUUGUUUUAAGAGACGACCCUGCAUAUCUUCACUACUAUGAUCCCGCUGGAGGAGAAGAACCCCUAGGAGCAAUUCACUUGAGAGGCAGUGUGGUGUCAGCAGUGGAAGAUAUGCCAGACUCCAAGAAGUACGAUGUUGACAACAUCCUCUUUGAGAUCAUCACGGCAAAUGAAAUCCACUAUUACUUGCAAGCAGCCUCAUCCGCAGAGCGCACGGAGUGGAUCAGAGCAAUUCAGGCAGUUUCUAGGACUGGAAAAUGAAGAUCUGCCAGCAAGAAGACAGACAGCUGAAAUUAGUUACUCAAAACAAAAGCGGGAAUUUUAGCAUUUUACCAAGAGAAAGCAAUUUCAUCCAGAAGGGCAUCCUAAGGCUUGUGGGCCGGGGGUGAGGGCAGGGAGUAAGUUUUAAUUCUGUAGUGGGCACUAACAAACUAACAUUUUUCCGCUUGUGUUAUGGUAAUAUUGCACUAAAUUAUAGCAUAGAACAUGCCAUGCUAGUGUGUGCUUCUUAGCCUAAUCAGUCUACCUUGGGAAGGCUGUACUUUCCCUGCUGCCACAGCUGAUAGUGAGAAUUUCACCAUUAACAGGGGACAGUCCUGUCACUGACUGUGAGGAACUCAACUAGUCACCUACCCUUCAGCCUGUGUUGUGUUUCAAGAUAAUCAAACAUUUCAAUGUCUUCCCAAGACAAACUUCACACUUUCUUCUUCACCAGAUUUUUCUACUGCUUGUUCACCUAUACAAGUAAUGCUGUAGAUUUAAGGAAAGAAAUCAACUCACUUGGAAGCCUGAUCCACUCCUUUAUUAUCCUUCAGUGUUAAGGGAGGGAAGAGUGCAGGCAGGUAGGGGAAUACCACAUGGAAAGCAAGAAAACUCAAUGACAGUGGUAUGAGGAAAAGCUUCUUUCCACUGUGUUUCAAACACUCAGUUCAACUUCUUUAUCACCUGGUUUUGACUUUGCUAAAUUUCUCCACAAGAAUCUGCUUCAUUGUCCAAUAGGACAUUGUUUCCCUUCACUUUAGGUCUCCAAAACAGUUGCUAGGGUGUCACGUACUGCUGAUUUGACCUGGAUUUGAAUUAAGAAUCUCACAGGAGAAGGGAAAGGGAUUCGUGGGUUACUUAUUUGAACUACUGCUUGAAGUGGUUUCAUUUAGGUUUUGCUUUUUAACCUGCAGCAACACACUCAGUCCUUGGUUCUGUGCCUUAGUAAUAUAAAUGAAACGUUACGCUUACUAUAACUGAAAUAAACAUUAUUGUUUGACAGGGUCAGUUUACCUGA
Calidris pugnax (ruff) is the source of this 4395-nucleotide messenger RNA. It is a transcript of the gene PLEK, whose product is annotated as pleckstrin. Gene Ontology annotation, biological process: actin cytoskeleton organization; intracellular signal transduction. Lineage: Eukaryota; Metazoa; Chordata; Aves; Charadriiformes; Scolopacidae. Gene Ontology annotation, cellular component: plasma membrane. The record is from RefSeq and is a predicted model, not a curated record. The transcript has 17 exons. Bases 2316 to 3377 code for a protein of 353 amino acids.